Messenger RNA from Dothidotthia symphoricarpi CBS 119687, 2808 nucleotides. Its product is annotated as kinase-like protein. Lineage: Eukaryota; Fungi; Ascomycota; Dothideomycetes; Pleosporales; Dothidotthiaceae. The transcript is spliced from 3 exons. Gene Ontology annotation, molecular function: ATP binding; protein serine/threonine kinase activity. Gene Ontology annotation, biological process: autophagy; protein autophosphorylation; peptidyl-serine phosphorylation. The record is from RefSeq and is a predicted model, not a curated record. The coding region runs from base 1 to 2808 and encodes 935 amino acids. Gene Ontology annotation, cellular component: cytoplasm; autophagosome.
AUGGAUCAUAUCGGCAAAGGGAGCUUUGCGGAGGUCUAUCGAGGCAUACACAUAGAGAAGCGAGCCGCUGUAGCCAUCAAGUCCGUCAACAUGAAUAAGCUCAAUAAGAAGCUCAAGGACAACUUGGUAUCCGAAAUCACCAUCCUGCGAAGCUUGCACCACCCACACAUCGUCUCGCUCAUCGACUGUCACGAAACGCCAUCCCGCAUGCACAUCAUCAUGGAGUUUUGCGAACUUGGGGACCUAUCAGCAUUCAUCAAGAAACGUGCAGAUCUCAUCAAUCACCCACAGACCCAGCGCAUGAUCGAGAAGUACCCAAAUCCGGUCGUGGGUGGAUUGAACGAAGUAAUCGUCCGGCAUUUCGCAAAGCAGAUGGCCAGUGCUCUGGAGUUUCUAAGAUCGAAGAAUUACAUCCAUCGUGACCUCAAACCCCAGAACCUUCUGCUGAACCCGUCGUCCAUGUACUACUCGCAAAGUGGUACACUCGAACGCAUGCCUUUGGCCGCCGACGCGAACUCGCUGAUCCCUGCACUCGGAAUAGAUUCACUGCCAAUGCUCAAGAUUGCUGAUUUCGGCUUCGCUAGAAUUCUGCCAACAACAUCUCUGGCCGAAACCCUCUGUGGAUCUCCGCUCUACAUGGCCCCGGAAAUCCUACGCUAUGAGAAGUACGAUGCCAAGGCUGAUCUGUGGUCUGUCGGAACUGUUUUGUUCGAGAUGAUGUGCGCUCGACCACCGUUCCGGGCAAAUAAUCAUGUCGAGUUGCUGCGCAAGAUCGAGGAACGCAAGGAUCACAUCAGGUUCCCAGAGAAUAUCAUCUCUAGUAGGGCCAUGAAGAAUCUCAUCCGUGCUUUGCUGAAGCGAAAACCCACCGAGCGCAUGUCCUACGAAAGCUUCUUCGCCGACCCUGUGAUCCGCGAAGAUAUCCCAGGCCUUGUUGACGAGGAUUUGCCACUAUCUCUGCAGGCUUCGGAGCCGGAGCGACCUAUGGAGCCACCCAGGCGAGUGCAAAAGAUGCCGGUGAUUGAGCGACGGGCUACGGAGAGCCCUUAUUCGCACUCGCCGAAAGACACAACUGGCAUGGGAAUCACGCCGCCAUCACGACCAAGCUCUCGACCUCUGUCUGGUGAUUACUCAUCAUCUCCGCGACGUACCUCUUCAUUUCGACGAGCAAGCAAUACCCCAAUAGACCCAAUCGAGGAACGCGCUCCUUCACGUGAACAGCGACGUCCAGUGCUUGCCACUGCUCUCACUGCGCCUGGCCGUCCAGCGCCUCUGCAAGACCCCAACUCGAUUGGACACCGACGCCGAUUCUCUCGAGAUGGGCCGCCCCCGUCAACAUCUGCGCUCAAAGAGCAUCUCGAUCGCGAGCGUAUGCCACCGAAGACGGAGGCAGGCGCAAUGAAAGAGGCCGCGGACCGAGCUGCGCAGGACACUGCCCUCGACGAGGGGUUCGUCUUUGUGGAGAAGCGCCGCGUAGAGAUCGAUGCGUUGGCAGAUGAAAUUGCUGCAAGCCCGCAAACGCAAAGAGAUCGACUAGUUAACCGAGAUGGUGCUCUCAAGCGACGAGCGACAACCCAAGGAUCGCCAACUUCCGCAACUGGAGCGACAAUCCCCUCGCGAGCUAUACAGAUCCAGCAGAAGCCGACUCUCUUGCACCAUCGGACUGAGUCUUAUGAGCCUCGACGACAGUAUCGUCCCAGUUUUGAAAGUGCAACUUCGGCCCUCUCGAAGGCUAUGAAUAUGGUGAAUAUCCGUGGUCUUGGACUCUCACCCCCGGUGCUGAAAGGCGUGUCACCGCCUCUGGGUUACGCCGCCUUCCCUACUUAUCCUACGGCGCAAAGUAGCUUGCUACUCGUAGGGGAUGGUGGGAAGACUGUCAGCAAAGAUGAGGACUCGACGACUGUGAAGAAGAUCGAAGAGCUGGCGCAGUUGAGUCAUGUCAUCUAUGGCUUCGCGGAAGUCAAGUACAAACAACUGGUACCGGUUGCCCCCAGCGAUCAGGGUCUCGGCAUAGGCGCAACAGGAAUCGCACGAAAGCCGAGCAGUGUCGUGAUAGAGGAUGACGAUGAUGACGACCUGACACCUGAGACGAUACUCAUCAUCUCCGAGGAAGCGCUGGUCCUGUACGUCAAGUCACUUGCUAUGCUCAACAAAGCCAUGGACGUCACCGGAAGUUACUGGAACCGGAAUCGACGCAACACAUCCCCCGAAGCAGCCAGUCGCGCCGCGUCAUAUGCUGACCGGCUGAACCGCGUUGUAUCCUGGGUUCGAGACCGAUUCAACGAGUGCUGCAUCAAGUCUGAAAUUGUUGCUCGCAAGCUAAAGCAAGCGCAACAGCAACUCCCAAUCGAUCAUCCAAGCCAUCCCCAGAACCUGUCAGCUGCCUCAGGUUCUGCGACUACGAUUGGGACUGCUGAGACGAUUCUUCUCGCCACUGGUGUCACGGCCGAGAAGCUCAUGUACGAGCGAGCUCUCGAGAUGAGCAGGACGGCUGCUGUGAACGAGCUUGUCGGCACGGAUUUGGCAGGCUGCGACCUCAACUACUGGACCGCUAUUCUGAUGCUUGAGGCUAUUCUUGAAGAGGAGGAUGAGUCUUCCAGUCGUAAGCUCGAUGGCGAGGAGAUCAAUGGACUAGAGAGCGAGGACAGACAGUCAAUUCAGAAACUUCUUGAACAGAUGAAAGGACGACACCGCUCGCUCAAGAAGAAGCUUGAGCUGCAGAAGACUCAGAAACGCGCUUCAGUCACGGGUGCUCCAUCGCCGUAUCCCACCAGUCGCUCGCCCUCAUCUCUAGGAAACGCGCGAUAA